Messenger RNA from Huiozyma naganishii CBS 8797, 1437 nucleotides. It is a transcript of the gene TIF3, whose product is annotated as Tif3p. Gene Ontology annotation, molecular function: RNA binding. The transcript has a single exon. Lineage: Eukaryota; Fungi; Ascomycota; Saccharomycetes; Saccharomycetales; Saccharomycetaceae. Bases 1 to 1437 code for a protein of 478 amino acids. The record is from RefSeq and is a predicted model, not a curated record.
AUGGCUCCACCUAAGAAGACAGUGAAGAUGGACUUGAACUCGUUCUUGAACGACGAUACGUUCGACUCGUCCUGGACAGAGGAGGACGUAGACUUGAACAAGAUCAACAUUCCAAUCGAGAGAACGACUCCAGCCAACGCGAUCCCUCUGGAGGAGAUCAAGGCUGCCGCCGGUGGCCGUGGUGGGUUCGGGCGUGGGGACAGAGGUUUUGGCGGUGGUGACAGAGGUUUCGGUUAUGGUGGUGGUAGUGGUGGUGCCUCGAGGCUAGACCCUGCGUUGCAAGGCGGUGAGAAGACCGGUGGGUUUGGUUCGUUUGGCGGUGGUGCUGGUGGUAGCAGGGGCCCCCGUGAGGAGUACCCGGUGCCCAACCACCCUCCAUACAGGGCCAUCAUCAACAACAUCCCAUGGGAUAUAUCCCCAGAGGGUGUCAAGGCGUGGGUCGAGGAUGGGCUCGGGAAGCAAGGUGCUGUCGACGACAUUGACCUGCCAACGGCUAUGGACGACCCAUCGCGGUUGAAAGGUAUGGCCUUCGUCGGGUUUAAGGAACGUGAGGAUCUGGUCACAGCGCUGACUUUCAACGCCACGAAAUUGAACGAACGUACCGUUUACGUUGCCGUUGCAGCACCAAAGAGAGGUGGGUUUGGUUUUGGUGGGGCCGAUGUCGACUGGUCCGGCGCACGCGGGUCCCAGUUCCAAGGGUCCGGUGGUGGUGACGAGGUUGAUAUCGACUGGGGGGCCGCCAGGGGGUCCAAUUUCAAGGCGUCGAGACCCAUGAGGGACGAGGCUAACUUGAACUGGGACGCUGUCAGGGGGUCUAAUUUCAAAGAAUCUAGAGCACCAAGAGAGGAGGCCAACUUGGAUUGGAACGCGGUUAGAGGUUCCAAUUUCAAAGAGUCUAGACCACCAAGAGAGGAGGCCAACUUGGAUUGGAACGCGGUUAGAGGUUCCAAUUUCAAAGAAUCUAGACCACCAAGAGAGGAGGCCAACUUGGAUUGGAACGCGGUUAGAGGAUCCAACUUCAAAGAAUCUAGACCACCAAGAGAGGAGGCCAACUUGAACUGGGGGGCCGCUAGAGGUUCCCAAUUCACGGGAUCUCAAAGAGAAAGACAAAGACAGCCCGCGCGCGACGAACCACAAUUGGACUGGGGGGCUGCUAAGGGCGCCCACUUCGGUAAGAAGACACAGGGAAAGAGAGCUUUCCCCGGAAAGCAGGCUGAGAAACCCGCUACCUCUACUGAGGAAAAGACAAAGAUUCAAAAAUCUGCCUACGAAGUGCUGCGCAGCGAGGAUGACGACGACGAGGACGACGAAGAAUCAAAGCAAGAAACUUCAGAGAAAAAGGACGAAGGUAACGUAGAUGAACUGGCCCAAAAGACCGCCUCUUUGUCCGUCACAGAAGGCGACAAUGACGAAUGGGAAGUCGUGGGUAAAAAAUAA